GUAGUGCGCGUUGCGCUCUGUGUUGGCUUGUGAUUGGUCGGAGGUCACAGCGGCAGCCAAUCAGGCGCGGUUUCGGGGGAGCGCUGAGUGCUGAUGUGUGAUCCCGGCUAGCCGUGUCCCAGUCUCUCACAGCGCGCGGCCGCAGCAUGCCUUAUCACCGCACCUGGGAGGAGUUCGCCCGGGCCGCAGAGAAACUCUACCAGGCCGACCCCAUGAAGGUUCGUGUGGUGCUAAAGUACAGACACUGUGAUGGCAGCCUGUGCAUUAAAGUAACAGAUGAUGUUGUGUGUUUAUUGUACAGGACCGACCAGGCGCAGGAUGUAAAGAGGAUUGAGAAAUUCCACAGUCAGCUGAUGAGAGUAAUGGUUGCCAGGGAAUCCCGCAGCACUGCCAUGGAAACAGACUGAGCGUCUGAUAGCGCAGAGAAACGUGUUUCGGAUUCAUCACCAUGAGCCGAUGAGGGAACAACUGAGAAAACAACAUGAUUAUAGGAUGCUCAGAUUAACUGAGAGAACGCUGAAAACAAACAGGAGGGCAGUUUGUGUCUAUUUGGACAUCUGGGGAAGUUUUAUAUAUUCUUUCAGUUGAAAGACUCUAUUUAUUUUUGGAAUUGGAUCAAGAAAUAUAAACCCAACUCUGGACAGCAUUCUUCCAAAAUAAGCAGUGUUUGGCAGGAUGUAAACUUGUAACUUUUUUUUUUGACAUGGCAAAAAUGUAUACCGGUACUCUAAAAAUUAAAUUAGCAAAAUGAGUCUGCCGUGUGGAAUGGUUUCACAAGAUCCUUCUAAAACAAAAAGCUCGAUAAAUGCUUGAAUUAUUUUUUAAAUUUUUUUUUUCCCCUAUUUUUUUUCCAUUUGUACCUCCAGUUAUGUGUGCCCAACCUUGCAAUCUUUGUCUUAAAUCAAUAUAAUUUUUGAUUGCGCAGAAUCCCAUUUUUAUUUCAAUUGUGCUAUUUACAUAUUUGUUUUAAAGUGCAAAAAAUAGUGUGCCCAAUGUUAAUAGAGCUAAUACGGUUAUAUUGUGUAAAUCUGGGGAUUCCUGGACAUUCCCUGUGUGAGGACACAAUACUAAUUCUGGCUAGCAAAUCAAAAUGUCUGCCUCUUCUUGAAAACAGGGUUAUUAGUGCAUAAAAAGUUACUGUUUUGUUGAAG
This is a messenger RNA of Pelobates fuscus (common spadefoot toad), 1151 nucleotides long. RefSeq names its product signal recognition particle 9 (gene SRP9). The coding region runs from base 147 to 407 and encodes 86 amino acids. Gene Ontology annotation, biological process: negative regulation of translational elongation; SRP-dependent cotranslational protein targeting to membrane. The record is from RefSeq and is a predicted model, not a curated record. Gene Ontology annotation, molecular function: 7S RNA binding. NCBI's taxonomy places the organism in Eukaryota, Metazoa, Chordata, Amphibia, Anura, Pelobatidae. The transcript has 3 exons. Gene Ontology annotation, cellular component: signal recognition particle, endoplasmic reticulum targeting.